CAGUCAAUGUUGACGGCUUUCCAUUGGAAUUGGAAUUGGACGCAUAUCUUGGCGUCCGUCGCACGUUGAUGACGUAGACGGCUUUGCUUGGGGAGUCGGUUGUGACGUGGCAGAAGGCGGAAGCAAUGUUGCGGCAGGAUAGUAAUGAUGAGACAGAAGAUGUUUCGCUUUUUGAUGGAGAAGUUGAAAUGUCCAGAAAGCCCAGGAAAUCAAGAAUAAAACACCCUAUAGCUUCCUUUUUCCACUUGUUCUUCCGGGUCAGUGCAAUAAUUGUCUACUUACUUUGUGAAUUGCUCAGCAACAGCUAUAUUGCUUGUAUGGUGACAAUCAUCUUACUUCUGUCGUGUGACUUUUGGGCAGUGAAGAAUGUCACAGGGAGGUUGAUGGUUGGCCUCCGAUGGUGGAACCAGGUUGAUGAUGAUGGCAAAAGUCACUGGGUGUUUGAAGCCAGGAAGGCAUCUGCUCAAGGGAGGAAAGCUAUUUCAGAAGCAGAGUCCAGAAUCUUCUGGUUAGGAUUAAUCACAUGUCCUUUACUCUGGGUGAUUUUUGCCUUCAGUGCCCUAUUUUCUUUCAAAGUUAAGUGGCUGGCAGUGGUAAUUAUGGGUGUAGUAUUGCAAGGAGCUAAUCUUUAUGGCUAUAUUCGGUGCAAAGUGGGUAGCAGGAAGAACCUGACUAGCGCAGCAACUUUCUACUUGGGAAGGCAGUUCCUGCGGCAGACCACGCCCAAGGAGGACCAAGCAGUAUCUUGAGGUUCAUGAAGAAACACUACCUACCAUUUUCAGUCCUUAUGGAGAAUGGGGGGGGGGAAACCCUAUUUCUUGGCCUCUGUACAGGAAAUUUAUAAUCUGUGUAUGGAUUUUUGUAAUUAAAUAUGUCUCAAAGAAGUGUUAAUUGUUACCAUUUCUUACAACUUAGAUUUUACAAAGCUCUUCUUGACUCAACUGACUGCUAGACUCUUUAAUUAAUUAAAUGAUUAAUUCUCCACUUUGAAUUAGGUUUUAAAAAAUAGUGAUGAUAUCUGUGACUAUAACAUUGCAUUCCUGAAAUAGCCGGAUCUGUCCUCAAGAACUUUGCAAUCAAAUAUUGUGCUGUUUCAAAACCAGCUUGUUCAAGAAGUCUGAUGAUAAGGGCUUGAGCAAUCUUUCCUCAUGGGAGAACUGUGGAAUGUAACCUUUAACGCAUGACUUAAUGUCUACAUUAAUGUGAGAUCAGGUAUUUUUAAGCAGGUUUUUAGAUCUUAAUGAGGAAAAUAGAAAAUAACAACAACAAUUGGAUAAUUUCAGCUAAAGGUCAGGAGGAAGAGCUAAGAGUUCCAGUUUCACAAUCAGAAUAGAAAAACACUGAUGCCUGUUGACUGGCAAAAAUUAACUUUCCUGUUUUGUUUGGUUUUGAUCUGAGCCUUCUUGAAUAUUUAGAUUUCCUGAGGAACAAGGGCAAGUUCCCUUCAGCUUACUAUCUGAGUAAAAGUGAAUUCUCAGGCUACAACUAUGGUAGCCUACAAGGAUGUAGAUCUCAAUUCACAGCAUUCUAUAGAGAGAGGAGGGAUUUGAGUGUGCCCCUUUGUGCCACUUACAGAUUAUUGAUAUUAUAGAAAGACUAUUCUGAAAUUGCUAGAGCCAUGAACUCAUAAUAAACCCAAACAAGCAACUUUAGAAUGGUUGAAAUAAGAGAUUGAGCUAAUUUAAACUAGGCGGCUCAUGUAAAAUUAGCCCAAGUAAUCCACUGGAUUAAUAUAGCCCAGGAGUCCCCAACUCCUGGGCAGCAGCUCACUACUGGGCCAUGGCCUAUUUGCAGCUUGAGUUGUGCAAGCGGCAGGCCAGCAGGCAUGCGCAAAUGCAUGCAGCUCAACUUGCACAAGUCCCCUCCCCAGCUGGACCGCCAAGCCACAAAGGCUGGGGACCACUGAUUUAGCUCAUCUGCAAAUAUUUAUUUGCAAAUGUAAGCAAUGCUUCAGUGAAUUUAGGCUCUACUAAGAAUGUAGAUUUCUGCAAACUUUCUUGCUUUGAGUAGAGUGAGUUCUAUGUACAGGGCCUACCUUGUCACGAUGUGCUACUGGUAAUUGGGCUGUUUUUCAAAAUCAGAAUUAAAAUUUAUUCAGUUAUUGCUGAUUACUGUAUGGACAUCCAAUUCUUCACUUCAAACAUGAUCAAUUUGUAUAUUUCUCAAGAUGCUUAAACAGGAGUUAAAGCUAUGUUACUGUUCAGAUAGUUUAUAAGAUAAACUUAGGAAAGAAAUAUUGAUUAUAAAAAACUUUAAUAUAAGCCUAAUGGUGAUUUAUUGUUCAUUUUAAAAGGAAAAGUGGUUGGCAAGUUUCUACAUGAAUGCUGAUUGUUAAUGUUCAUAUUUGGAUAUAAAAAGUAAAGGUUCUUGGAAUACAGAAACAGUGUAUUUAAAAUCUCUGUUUUGCAUUGUGCAUGUUUGUGGACCUUUCGAAUUAACCUGUUUUACAAAGAAAUAUAUUUUUUUAAAGCUGUGAAA
Messenger RNA from Crotalus tigris (Tiger rattlesnake), 2478 nucleotides. RefSeq names its product Golgi apparatus membrane protein TVP23 homolog B-like. Gene Ontology annotation, cellular component: Golgi membrane. Bases 126 to 749 code for a protein of 207 amino acids. The transcript is spliced from 7 exons. The record is from RefSeq and is a predicted model, not a curated record. Lineage: Eukaryota; Metazoa; Chordata; Lepidosauria; Squamata; Viperidae. Gene Ontology annotation, biological process: protein secretion; vesicle-mediated transport.